AUGGUCCGCCUCGCGAAACCACCGCCUCCACGUUUGGCAGCACCAGCGACGGCAUCAUCAUCAUCAUCCUCAGCGGCGCCAGCUGUGCCACCACCAGCCUACACAGUCAACUCCAGCCCGAAUGCCAGCUCCAGCAACCCACCAGGCUACUCCCUCUUCGAAAACUACCGCCCCGGCGAAAAAUCCGCUCCCACCGAGCCCAUCCCGGAACCGCGCGUAGUCGAAGAAGCCCGGCCGCAGCGCGAACGCCAACGUCAGGCCCAGCGAGCACCACAGCGUGGGAGACGCCAGGCCAGAGACGAAGCCGCCGUUGGCGAUGCAGUUCGAGGCGUUCAACGGCGAGCGGAGACGAAACCUGGGGAGCAAUGUUUGGCUGGUUUGACGUUGAUGGCGAUUAGUGCGCUGGGGCUGUUCUUCAUUUUUUGGAUGAUGUCGAGGCCGAGUCCUGAGAGUGAGGGGGUGGAGGAGAGAAGUGUUUCUACUGUGAUGUUGUUUUGA
Saxophila tyrrhenica is the source of this 498-nucleotide messenger RNA. RefSeq lists its product as uncharacterized. Lineage: Eukaryota; Fungi; Ascomycota; Dothideomycetes; Mycosphaerellales; Extremaceae. The record is from RefSeq and is a predicted model, not a curated record. The transcript has a single exon. The coding region runs from base 1 to 498 and encodes 165 amino acids.